ACACAACGUUUCGAAAGGAGUACAUCAUGACAAUGACAUCACCACAACUCGCAACAACGGUUUUGCUGACAAACUACGCAUUUGUUUAUCAAAUAUACAUGUAAUACACUUUGGUGACUUGAUGUAAAGUCUAACACAACUCAUUCAAAUAUGAAUCAUGACUGUGGGGAAACAAAGUUUGUGACAGACUUAUCAGACAACACUUUUUGAAUUUGUGUCAAGUCUUCAGCAGUGUAGCAGUGAUGGCAGAGUGGCUUUGUGAUGAGAAAUCUAAGAUGUGGCAGUCGGCCAGUGGAGAUUUUCAUAAAUUGACCGUAAGAGAGGGUCGUGGAUUUGAUCGGCCACUUUUAGAAUCUGUCUGUAUUGUCAGCAUUGCUGAAAACGACACCACUGGUGCCAGCGAUUCUCUGGGUGAUGGGAAGUUAUCAAAACUUGGUUUUGUUAUCGGUGAUAACAUUCAGGUGAUUAUUGGCUCCCCACAGACUGUUGUGAUGGCUACUCUAGAAAAAUGCUUAAUGACUAUGAGGGAAGAUGAACAAAGUCUUUUUUUAAUUAAUCUUCCUUGCGGUUGUGGUGGGUCAGACGGAGAGGACAAAAAUAUCAACAUAACAGUCAACAUUAAGUUGACUCUCCAUUCUUUGGCAGGUGUAAAACCGUCUUGGGAUCUAUCAGCAUCUGAGAAAUACGAACUUGCUCUAUGCCAUAAAGAACGAGGCCGGGAGAUGUUUCAGGACAAUACAGAACUGGCUUUCUAUGAGUUUGGUGUGGCAGUCAAAUAUCUGAUAACAAUCCCAACAUAUUCUCCGCUGAUAUUUUCUCACUCUGGAAUUUCUCAAGCAGAAAAAGAGGAGUAUGACAAACUCAAAUGUAUUUGCUACCUGAAUCUCGCUGCCUGCCAAGCCAAGUUUGAGAACCAUCAGGGUGUGAUCCAGAACUGCUGUCAUGCUCUGACUUUAGACCCGUCAAACCUCAAAGGUUUGUACCGGCGAGGUAAAGCUUACCUAGCUUGUGGAAAACUAGAGGAUGCUCAAAAAGACCUGCUCAAGAUGUCCAAGCUGGCGCCCAAUAAUCGUGAUGUGAUUUCCCUUCUCAAUCAGAUGAAGAAAGAAUGAGCGGACAACAUUAUUAUAAUCUUAUGUAUGUGUGCAUUUUUGGUGUAUGAGCUAUCCAUGUGUUUGAGAUUUGAGUAUUUCAGGGACUGCUUCCAGGGAUAUGGUGAUUUUUGUUGUUGUUGUUGUUUGUUUUUUGUGUGUUUGUAAUGCUUUAUACAAGGACUUUUUUUGUUUAAUGACAAAAUAAAAAUGAUACAUCAUGUA
This is a messenger RNA of Aplysia californica (California sea hare), 1316 nucleotides long. RefSeq names its product FK506-binding protein-like. Bases 243 to 1112 code for a protein of 289 amino acids. The record is from RefSeq and is a predicted model, not a curated record. The transcript is spliced from 3 exons. NCBI's taxonomy places the organism in Eukaryota, Metazoa, Mollusca, Gastropoda, Aplysiida, Aplysiidae. Gene Ontology annotation, molecular function: protein binding.